CUGCAGAGUGCACAAUCUGCCGCCUACGCCGAUAGGCUACUGUCAGUGUCCGUCAGCUCGUGCUCUUCCAGGAUUCAGGAAGAAGCAAGCACUGCAAGUUCAACUAGGACUACCUAGGUUGCUUGCAAGUCGAGGGAGUUUCGCUGUUCUAAGGGAGUUUCGCUGCCAAUCCAACCUGCUGGCGAAAGCUAGCUGUUCAUUGCUGUUCGGAUUGCUGACUCCCGUUUUGCGGCCAUCUUCGUUUUAUCGUUCUCGCUUGCGGAGCGGACGCCGUCUUGCCUUGGCUCGCUGUGGCCUCUGCCACUGCGCCGUCCUGAUCGGGUGUCCCCGCUGUGACCCAUUGCUCUGCCGCAGCUCUCCGCCUGCCAGCACAAGCGAAGCUCCGAUCCACUGUGGGGAACAAGUGUCGGGACGCAGUACCAUGGCAACAGCGACCAAGGAGGCCAGCGCUCCGGCGGCUGCUGACAGCCCCAACGGAGUCAAAGACUCUGGCCCCCCCUCUCUGAGCGUGGGGGCCAUCCUGGGCAAGGUGCGCGCCAGAGACCCCCACCAGGCAGAGUUCCUGCAGGCGGUGGAGGAGGUCCUGCGCUCCCUCACCCCCGUCCUGGACAAGCACCCCGAGUACCUGCCGGUGGUGGAGCGGCUGGUGGAGCCAGAGCGCGUGGUGCAGUUCCGCGUGGCCUGGCUGGACGACGCGGGCGUGCAGCAGGUCAACCGCGGCUUCCGCGUGCAGUUCAACCAGGCGCUGGGGCCCUACAAGGGCGGCCUGCGCUUCCACCCGAGCGUGACGCUGAGCAUCAUCAAGUUCCUGGGCUUUGAGCAGAUCCUGAAGAACAGCCUCACCACGCUCGCCAUGGGGGGGGCCAAGGGUGGCUCCGACUUCGAUCCCCGCGGCAAGUCCGACAAUGAGGUGAUGAAGUUUUGCCAGAGCUUCAUGACGGAGCUCUUCCGCCACAUUGGACCCGACACAGACGUCCCCGCAGGGGACAUCAACGUGGGUGGGCGCGAGAUCGGGUUCUUGUUUGGGCAGUACAAGCGGCUGACGGUGCACUACGAGGGCGUCCUGACCGGCAAGGCGCUGCAGUGGGGCGGCUCCCUCCUGCGGCCCGAAGCCACGGGCUACGGGCUGGUGUACUACGCUCAGGAGGUGCUGCGCGGGAUGGGCAAGGACCUCAAGGGCAUGCGGUGCUUGGUGUCCGGCUCGGGCAACGUGGCGCAGUACACGGUGGAGAAGCUGCUGCACCUCGGCGCGCUGCCCGUCACGCUCUCCGACUCGUCGGGGUACAUUUACGAGAAGGACGGCUUCACCCCGGACCGCCUGCAGCACGUGCUCGACCUGAAGCAGAAGAAGCGCGCGCGCAUCAGCGAGUACACCAAGAAGUUCAACACCGCCGUCUACGUGGACGGCGCCAAGCCGUGGGCGGUGGACAGCGCGGUGGUGGCCUUCCCGUGCGCCACGCAGAACGAGGUCACCGAAGCCGACGCGCAGCGCCUCGUGGACGCCGGCGUCAAGUACGUCUUCGAAGGCGCCAACAUGCCGUCCACUGCGGAGGCGAUUGCGGUGUACCUGCGCGCCGGCGUCGUCUACGGCCCCGCCAAGGCCGCCAACGCGGGCGGGGUGGCGGUGUCGGGCCUCGAGAUGGCGCAGAACAGCCAGCGCUUCCCCUGGUCUAAGGAGGAGGUCGACGACAAGUUGCAGGGCAUCAUGCGGAGCAUCUACACCGAGUCCAUGGCGGCUGCGCAGGAGUACGGCAUGGCCGCCACCGACCCCGGGGCGCUGCAGGCGGGGGCCAACAUCGCAGGCUUCGUCAAGGUCGCGGAGGCGAUGCUCAGCCAGGGCUGCGUCUAACGCGCCCGCCAGAGGCGCAUGGAGGGACCCGCGCGUAUUUAUUGGGGACGCGCAGGGGGGGGAACAGACAGGCCGGGGGAGGCAGUGUCCGAGGAGGCCGCACAGCCGGGGGCUGCGCAAGGGCCACGACACCGUGAUCUUUGUUGGCCAACCGUGCUUGGAAGCACCAGCCGAUGGAUAAAGUAUGCGCGUGUAUUGUUGAUGUCACUGUAUAUAAUUGUGAUUGGAUUUCCGAAAGCAUAAUUUUGGACUACUCUUGGAGAUUUGAAUCAGAUGUUGGACACGAUUGCUUCCAGCAGGAAAGGUUGGCAAGAAGCUGGCGUGCUCGUGAGAUUCCAGCACACAAUUGUGCAAUCCCGAGGCCGCAUGAUGCCCGUCGAGUAUGGAGUCGAUGGAAAAGUACGGAUGGCAGACAAACCGGUAAUCUGCUUACCCUAGUCUCGGGAUUAUGACUCGUGCAUGUGAGGAUGCAUUGAAAGAUGGGAUAAGUUCUCAUUGAAGCCAGCUCGGCGGCUUGUCGGCCGUUACUUUCGGGUGA
This is a messenger RNA of Klebsormidium nitens, 2387 nucleotides long. Lineage: Eukaryota; Viridiplantae; Streptophyta; Klebsormidiophyceae; Klebsormidiales; Klebsormidiaceae. The record is from the annotation of a GenBank genome assembly.